Molecule: messenger RNA, 2103 nt
Organism: Blumeria graminis f. sp. triticale
Lineage: Eukaryota; Fungi; Ascomycota; Leotiomycetes; Helotiales; Erysiphaceae
Source: the annotation of a GenBank genome assembly
AUGCUCACGCCAAAGGCUGCAAAAACAGCCACCCGAACCUUGGGAGUGAGAUGGGUGUCUGCUAACCACCUACGAACAAUUACAUGCUCUUCCGGAAAGAUUCAUUUACGAAAUGUUUCCUCCAAAGCAAAACUUGAAUCGAUGACGGCCACCACUCCGCUAGGCCCACGGGAAAUACCCAGUCCAGCUUUCAACUUAACUACCUCCGAGAAACCUGAAUUUCGAGCGCCUCAAUUUGAACAAACUCAGAAAUUAGACGAAUCCUUUAUCGGUAAAACUGGUGGAGAAAUUUUCCACGAGAUGAUGUUGCGGCAAGGCGUCAAACACAUCUUUGGUUAUCCAGGCGGGGCAAUUCUACCGGUAUUUGAUGCUAUAUACAACUCGAAACACUUCCGCUUUAUUCUCCCAAAGCAUGAACAAGGUGCUGGGCACAUGGCCGAAGGCUACGCUAGAGCAAGCGGGAAACCUGGUGUUGUACUCGUAACAUCUGGUCCUGGCGCGACAAACGUCAUCACGCCAAUGCAGGAUGCACUCUCUGACGGGACUCCUCUCGUAGUAUUUUGCGGUCAAGUUCCUACAACUGCCAUUGGAAGUGAUGCUUUCCAGGAAGCGGACGUCAUUGGAAUAUCGAGGGCAUGUUCUAAAUGGAAUGUAAUGGUGAAGGACGUCGCAGAGCUACCCAGGAGAAUAAAUGAAGCUUUCAUUGUCGCAACUUCGGGACGACCUGGACCAGUGUUAGUGGAUUUACCAAAAGACGUGACUGCCAGUAUUUUAAGAAAAGGUAUCCCAAUCAGCAGCACGAUUCCAACCCUACCAAGCCAAGCCUCAAAGCUUGCCCAAAUUCAAUUGCGCCGUAAUCUCGAGGCAACCAUCAGUCGAGUCGCUCAUUUAAUAAACAUUUCUAAAAAGCCUGUCAUUUGUGCUGGACAAGGAAUUAUCUAUCAUCCCGAUGGCCCUAAGCUCUUGAAAGAACUCUCAGAUAAAGCAUCUAUUCCAGUAACAACAACUUUACAUGGACUUGGGGGCUAUGAUGAGCUUGACGAAAAAUCUUUACACAUGCUCGGUAUGCAUGGCUCUGCGUAUGCUAACAUGGCUAUACAAGAAUCAGAUCUCUUGAUUUCCCUUGGAUCUCGGUUUGAUGAUCGAAUAACUGGAAAUCUCGCUAAAUUUGCACCAAAGGCUAAAGCCGCAGCAGCGGAAAAUCGUGGUGGUAUUGUUCAUUUUGAAAUUGUACCAAAAAAUAUCAACAAAGUUGUUCAGGCUACUGAAGCUGUUGAGGGAGAUGUUGUCGAAAAUCUAAGAAUUCUUAACCCCUAUGUUAAGCGUCGUAGUAUGACCGAUAGAAAAGAAUGGUUUGAUCAGAUAAAUGACUGGAAGAAAAAGUUUCCAUUAUCUAACUACGAGAGGGCAGAGAAAUCGGGCCUCAUCAAACCACAAACCCUUAUUGAGGAACUCUCUAACCUCACAGCUCAUCGGAAGGAAGAAACCAUAAUCACGACAGGCGUUGGUCAACACCAAAUGUGGACGGCGCAACACUUCAGGUGGCGCUAUCCUCGCACAAUGAUCACUUCUGGUGGUCUUGGAACUAUGGGUUAUGGGUUACCUGCUGCGAUUGGUGCAAAAGUUGCACGACCUGAAGCCUUGGUCAUUGAUAUUGAUGGCGAUGCUUCUUUCAAUAUGACGCUCACCGAAUUAUCAACAGCCAAUCAAUUCAACAUUGGCGUCAAAAUAAUUGUCUUGAAUAACGAAGAGCAAGGUAUGGUUGCACAGUGGCAAAAUAUUUUCUACGAAGAUCGUUAUUCUCACACUCAUGGUGAAAAUCCAAACUUUAUGAAGCUAGCCGACGCAAUGGGCAUUCAGGCUCGAAGGUGUACUCGGCCCGAUGAUGUGAUAGAUGCACUUAAAUGGUUAAUUGAAAGUGAUGGACCUGCAUUUUUAGAAGUGGUAACUGAUAAAAAGAUUCCUGUCUUACCGAUGGUGCCAGGAGGUAAUGGCCUACAUGAGUUUUUGGUGUACGAUGCCAGCCAUGAUAAAGAACGUCGUAAAAUAAUGGUAGAGAGGACUGAUGGCAAGCACGGUGCGCGUAAAGAAUCAAGCAUAUAG